Podarcis muralis (Common wall lizard) is the source of this 5144-nucleotide messenger RNA. RefSeq names its product zinc finger FYVE-type containing 1 (gene ZFYVE1). NCBI's taxonomy places the organism in Eukaryota, Metazoa, Chordata, Lepidosauria, Squamata, Lacertidae. Gene Ontology annotation, cellular component: lipid droplet. Gene Ontology annotation, molecular function: phosphatidylinositol-3,4,5-trisphosphate binding; phosphatidylinositol-3,4-bisphosphate binding; phosphatidylinositol-3-phosphate binding. The record is from RefSeq and is a predicted model, not a curated record. Gene Ontology annotation, biological process: lipid droplet formation.
UUACACAACACGUUACGCCACAUCACACCCAUCCAUGCAUUCUCCUCCUCCUUCUCCGAAACCUCACUCUGUCGCCGCGGCUUGUCACAAUUACGAGCCCAGGGAUUGUUGAAACUACAUCUACUGGGAUGCUGUGCAAGGCGGCUCGACUUCUCUCCGCAGUGCAUGUUGGGACAUGUAGUUCUGCCCCCGCUCCGAACGCGUUGAAGCGCCGCCCCCUGAGCACUACGAUUCCCACAAUGCACCCGGCCUUCCCCCCUCGACCGCUCACCUUCCUGUCUUAGAAAAAAAAAUAACCCUGAAGUUCCCUGCGAUCAGCUGAUCAAGACUGACAACAAGGGGAGAAGGAGAAGAGCUUUGGACUGGCCCCGAUCCCUCCUAGGGGGUCCCCAGGUCUACAUGGUGGGCUCAGGCACUGUGGGAGUUAAGCCCUAACCCUGCGGGGGAGAGGAAGGAUCUGCCCAGCUCGAUCCUUGAAGCUCAGAGGAGGAGGAGGAGGAGACUGUGAUCUGAUUACUUAGUCACUAAGACUUCCAGGGAGGAAGAGGAGGAGGAAGGCCUUUCAGGGAAAAGAUCUGGCUUGCAUUUUAGAAACAUAUCCUUGUUUUGCUUACACAUAUCUAACCUCAGUGUGACUUUUAAGCCCAUAAUUCAUUUGGGCCUGUCCUUAAUUGUGGAAAGCUGCAGUGUUUACAUUGGCUUUGCAUAUGAUGAUACCAUUAUAGACGAGAGAAAAUCAAGACGGACACAUUCUUUAAUAGAAAUAUCAACAUAUGCAGAGUUUCCUCAAUGUUAAGAUAAAUACAAAUUCUAAUCCUUUGGAAAACCAAUGUACAUAUCUGUUAAAAAAUUGUAAAGCUAACAGUAAAAUUUCUGAAAAUGAGUGCCCAGCCUCCAACAGCAGAUAAGGGACUCAAUACUGCCCUUUUGUGCCAGGAAAGCUAUGCUUGCAGUGGCACAGAUGAAGCAACCUUUGAGUGCGAUGAGUGUGGAAGCCUGCAGUGCCAGCGGUGUGAAGAAGAACUACACAGGCAGGAAAGGCUACGAAACCAUGAACGGACCCGAAUUAAAGCCGGCCAUGUCCCAUACUGUGACACCUGCAAGGUUGCCAGUGGGAAUAUCAUGCAGAGCAAUAUCAUAAACUCCAGACAGAGGGCAGCAAUAAGAUGCCAAGCAUGCAAAAUUAACCUCUGUGUAGAGUGUCAGAAGAGGACUCAUGCGGGUGGAAACAAGAGGAAGCACCCCAUUACUGUUUACCAUGGCAACAAAUCUCACGAGGAGGAGGAGGGGAUGGAUGAGGAGACCAAGAGGAAGAAGAUGACAGAAAACGUUGUAAGCUUCCUGUUGGUAGAUGAAACAGAGGAGAUCCAGGUGGCAAACGAAGACGAAUUUAUCAGGAAACUGGACUGCAAACCUGAUCAGCACGUAAAGGUGGUGUCUAUUUUUGGGAACACUGGGGAUGGCAAAUCUCAUACCCUUAACCACACUUUCUUCUACGGCCGUGAGGUUUUUAAAACAUCUCCCGCUCAGGAGUCUUGUACGGUAGGGGUUUGGGCAGCCUAUGACCCUGUCCACAAAAUGGUGGUGAUUGACACAGAGGGUCUUCUGGGGGCCACUGUCAACCUGAGUCAGAGGACCCGGCUGCUUCUGAAGGUCUUGGCUAUAUCGGACCUUAUCAUCUACCGUACUCAUGCUGACAGACUUCACAACGAUCUCUUCAAAUUUCUUGGAGAUGCCUCAGAGGCCUACCUAAAACACUUCACCAAAGAACUGAAGGCAACCACAGCCCGUUGUGGCCUGGAUGUUCCCUUGUCCACUUUGGGCCCUGGAGUCAUUAUCUUCCACGAGACUGUAUACACACAGUUACUAGGUGCUGAUCACCCUUCUGAGGUGCCUGAGAAGCUUGUCCAGGAUCGGUUCCGGAAACUUGGGCUCUUCCCUGAAGCCUUCAGCUCGAUCCAUUACAAAGGAACAAGGACACAUAACCCCCCAACGGAUUUCUCUGGGCUCAGGCAUGCCGUGGAGCAGCAGCUAGAAAAUAAUACGACCCGUUCUCCCCGGCCUCCUGGAGUUAUCUACAAGGCACUCAAAGCACUGAGUGAUAGGUUCUGCGGUGAGAUCCCAGAUGAUCAGAUGGCCCACAGCUCCUUCUUUCCAGACGAGUAUUUCACCUGUUCCUCUGUAUGUCUCAGCUGCGGGUGUGGAUGUAAAAACAGCAUGAACCAUUCAAAAGAAGGGGUACCUCAUGAAGCCAAGAAUCGGUGUAGAUACACCCAUCAGUACGAUAACAGAGUGUUUACAUGCAAGGCCUGUUAUGAACGUGGGAAUGAAGUUAGAGUGGUGCCCAAAACCUCCGCUUCCACUGAUUCCCCUUGGAUGGGACUUGCCAAGUAUGCCUGGUCAGGGUAUGUGAUCGAGUGCCCCAACUGCGGAGUUGUGUACCGCAGCCGACAGUACUGGUUUGGCAACCAAGACCCUGUGGAUACCGUGGUGAGGACAGAAAUUGUGCACAUCUGGCCAGGUACGGAUUGCAGUCUGAAAGACAACAACAAUGCUGCUCAGCGCCUCAUAGACGGGAUGAACUUUAUGGCACAAUCGGUGUCUGAACUGAGCCUGGGACCCACAAAAGCAGUGACCUCUUGGCUGACGGAUCAAAUCGCUCCAGCCUACUGGAAACCCAAUUCCCAGAUUCUGAAUUGCAGAAAGUGUGGCAUCUCUUUUAAAGAUAAUGACACCAAACACCAUUGUCGGGCUUGUGGAGAAGGUUUCUGUGAUGGUUGUUCAUCCAAGACCCGCCCUGUUCCCGAACGUGGCUGGGGCCCCACACCUGUGCGAGUGUGCGAUGGCUGCUAUGACGGCAGGGACGUUCAGUUAGGUAAUCCCAUCCUGACCAUAGUAGAUGUGCCUGAGGCUCCAACUGAUGAGGAAGGGGGGACAGUGAUUGCCAGGAAGGUUGGUGAAGCUGUGCAGAACACUCUUGGAGCUGUAGUGACUGCCAUUGAUAUCCCGUUGGGUCUUGUGAAGGAUGCUGCCAGACCUGCCUACUGGGUGCCCGACCAUGAAAUCUUACACUGCCACAGUUGCCAGAAGGAAUUCAAUAUCAAGCUGUCGAAGCACCACUGCCGUGCCUGUGGCCAGGGUUUCUGUGACGAGUGCUCUCUGGAGCGCAGAGCUGUCCCUUCCCGUGGCUGGGAUCAUCCUGUCAGAGUCUGCUUUAAUUGCAAUAAAAAGCCCGGUGACCUUUAACCCUACCUACCUUUCUGGGUCCUCCGUAACACCUUAGCUUCUCAGGGUUAGAUAAAACAGAAGUCACCCUUUUUAACCUUUUACAGCCAGAGUGCAUGCUCCUGAUCUCUGGCCCUUUUUCCCCAUGUGCGGAUUUCUAUAGGAUUGCUGAACAGCUAGUUUUAACAAGUUCUGCAGGACUUGGCCAACUUGGGAUGUAUGGAGAAGCUUACAGUAAAAUGAGGAAUCCAAAAAUCCAGUGUAUUAUAUACCAGUUUAAAGUAUGUAUCUCUAUAUCUAUAUUAUUGAGUAUGCUAAGAAUGCAGCUGGCUGAUGAAGCAUUGAUGAUUUACAGUUAAAACAAGCAAAGGUAAAUAGAACCGUUUUCUGAAAUGUAAUGGGGGUCAAACAUACAGCUUCUUGAGUGCCUUGGAAUUCUUUUGUGUGAAGCAUUUUGCUGUUUGUUUACAGCGUCUUAGACUUACAAAGGCUUUGGUUCUAUACACCUUGAGCUAACCGAUGUUCAUACUCCCUGUUUCGAGCAGUGAGUCCUAAGCUUUUGGGUCUGACCCUUUGGAACUCCCAUCACCCAUAUUUAUUUUACCCCACAUGGCUUUUGUUCUGUUUAUAGGGCCUUGUCGUCCAGAGCUAAGGAGUUUCCUCAUGGCUGAAACGAGCCGGAGAAAUGAGGAAGCUGCUCUGUACAGGUCCUGAUAAAAAUAGGUGCUGCUGCACAUAUGGUAAUCUUAGAAGGGCCAUGCACUAAAGGCAGUGGAAGUAUGGGAGGAAUCAAACAAUGUAACACAAAACUUAAAGCUGGUCUUCUAACAGCUAUUUCAGCUUCACUUUGGGCUGACGAGGCCUUAUUUCUCUUGUUCACAUUCCUCUAUGCUUGGUUUUCCUUGUUGAUGGACUCUUCCCUGCCCCCCCCCCAUCAAAAAUCUUCAGGCUAAGAGCAAAGGUAAGUACUAGGCAAGACCCACAAACCUGCAGUGUAGUGUUUGCUUAGCAUCUUAGUCACUUGUCUUCUGUAAAUGGUCCCAAGUAUAGAUUCUUAGCGGUAUCUAUGUGAACCACCCUUAAAGCACUCAUAUAAACCAACUUGGAAAACAGUGAUGUACUUCUGAUGACAUCGGGGGAUUGUCUUUUUGGAGGGAGAAAACCCUGCAUUGAACCACUUUGAGACACCGAUCAAACCACUGAGUAAAAUUAUCGCAUUAGACUUUGAUGUGGAUCUCUGCUUCCAUGACAAGAGACCUUCAGAAACCCAAUCAGUUUGAAGAAUGAAUCCCCUUCUCCUUUUUACUCCUGAGAAUGGCACAUUCCCAUGGCAGAGAUUUGUCGUCACUCAUAACAGCUGGAGUUUGGCAUGAUAGUCAGGCACAAUACCCUGGCACUGUUGUUUCUCCCACUUAUUAAAAUAUAACCUUGUAUACCUUGAUGACUGACCCCUAUUUUAGAACUGUAAUAUGAAAUUAAGUGCUAUAAAGGACUAUCCCUUCUGAACAAGUGUGCUGAUUUCUUCUGUAUAUCUACCUAAUCUUGCUGUGUCUUGGGAAGGGAGAGACAGUUUCCGGCUUGCAUGCCAAAAUGGAACUGGAUUAUGUAGUAGUACAUUCCUGCUGUCUAAACUCUACAGGGAUUAAUAUGUGUUUUGUAACUAGAAGCUGAUAGGUUUGGGGGUUUUUUUCUUCAAGGGAUAGAAGUGGGAGAAGUUAUCUUGUAGUGAUUUUUCAACCUAGGUAACUGCACUUUGAAGUGUUUUAUUUUUGACUCUGUGGUGGAAAAUACAAGUGAAACCUGUUGUGUAGUCCAUGCCCUCUGUAUGUUCUCCAUGCAUGUAGGUAUUCUACCAUGUUAUUGCACACCCAGAGACCACCCUUGGCAUUCCUUGUAUAAAAUCUUCACUUGUAAGCUUC